AUGGCGGAAGCGUCCAGUGCACCAGUGGCCCAGGCGCCGUUGAACACCGCGACCCCCAGCACGAGCACCGAGGAUGGCAGCGGACAGCCGCCCUUUCGCUACUUCCGACCUCCCCAAGGAGGGAUAGAACGCAAGGAUCUCCCCGACUCGUAUUUCCAGCCCAGCACCACAGACUUGAAGCGGGCGCAGGCAUCGUUGUCGGCGCGGACGCUGGCAUUGAACAACGCUCCGCUCAAGACACAGGCAAUGCGGGAGGCUGAGGAGAAGACGAAACGUGCGAGAUGGCCUACCACCACCAUCCGAAUCAAGUUCAGCGAUCGCAGUCAGCUAGAGAAGACAUUCCCCUCGACGGACAAGAUCAAGUCUGUGUACGCCUUUGUCCGCAACUCGCUGCGAGAGGACGUGAAGCCCAUCAAGUUUGUGCUCUACCAAACGCCGCCGAAACGCGAGUUCAAAGUGUCCGACCCGAACGUGCGCGAGCUCACCCUGGCUGGACUACAACUGGCACCCUCUUCUGUCCUCCUCCUCAGCUUCUUUGACGAGAGCCUCAACCAAACUGAUGUCCCUGCGCCGCUCGAUCCCUCCAUCCUCGCUGCGGCCGAGGACCUUCCCAAGCCACCGAAUUUCGACUUAGAGGAGAAAAGUACAGGUGAGGGGUCCGCGGCUCCGGCAGGGCGGACACUGUCAGGCCAGCCAGCGCCGGAAGCACCGCCGGCGGAGAAAAAGGUGCCCAAAUGGUUCAAGAUGGGAACGAGUACGUGA
This is a messenger RNA of Rhodofomes roseus, 762 nucleotides long. RefSeq lists its product as uncharacterized. The transcript has 5 exons. Gene Ontology annotation, molecular function: protein binding. The record is from RefSeq and is a predicted model, not a curated record. NCBI's taxonomy places the organism in Eukaryota, Fungi, Basidiomycota, Agaricomycetes, Polyporales, Fomitopsidaceae. Bases 1 to 762 code for a protein of 253 amino acids.